This is a messenger RNA of Belonocnema kinseyi, 803 nucleotides long. It is a transcript of the gene mRpL11, whose product is annotated as 39S ribosomal protein L11, mitochondrial. NCBI's taxonomy places the organism in Eukaryota, Metazoa, Arthropoda, Insecta, Hymenoptera, Cynipidae. Gene Ontology annotation, cellular component: ribosome; mitochondrial large ribosomal subunit. The record is from RefSeq and is a predicted model, not a curated record. Gene Ontology annotation, molecular function: structural constituent of ribosome; large ribosomal subunit rRNA binding. Gene Ontology annotation, biological process: translation. The transcript is spliced from 3 exons. Bases 126 to 713 code for a protein of 195 amino acids.
AACUGGUAAGAACUAGAACACGUAAAAUCGUCUGCUAGUUUUGCUGUUUCUUUUUCCAUGUGACGAGUGAGUGUCGGUGUACAUAAAGUGUUAAUCGGAACUAGUUUGCCGUAAAAUCGAUCAAAAUGUCUAAAGCCGGACGUAUGAAAAUGAUUAAGAAAGUUGUGGAGAAGGUAGAUCACUCCUCAAAAUUAAGAACAAAUAUUUUAGCUGGAAUGGCUACGCCAUCUCCUCCCCUCGGACCACAACUUGGACAGAGAAACAUUAACAUAGCCGCUUUUUGCAAGGAUUUUAACGAAAGAACGAAAGAUAUUAAAGAGGGAAUUCCAAUACCAUGUCGAAUAAAGGUCAAUCCGGACCGAACUUACGAAUUAGUAAUGCACAAUCCACCUGCAACCUACUUUUUAAAACAAGCUGCCGGAAUUUCGAGAGGAACAAUGCAGCCAAAGAAGGAAAUAGCUGGCAAGAUAACGUUGAAGCAUUUGUACGAGAUCGCGAAAAUAAAAUCCCAAGAUCCUCCUCUGGCGCUGAUGAGUUUGCAACAAAUUACUCAAAUGAUGGUUGGCAUAGCAGACACCUGUGGCAUUGAAAUAGUACGAGAAUUGGAUGCAAAAGAGUAUGAAGAAUUCCUAAAGGAACGAGCGAUUAUUGUAGCUCAACAAAAAGAAGACUUAAAAGCAGCGAAAGAGGCAAAAUUACUAAGAACUGUGUAGAUUGGCGGUAUAAAUUCUUUAAUAUUAAAGUUGAAAUUCUUGAAAAAACUAAGCUGUAAUAUAAAUUGUAAAUAAACAACACUUCCGGUU